This is a messenger RNA of Euleptes europaea (tarantolino), 3366 nucleotides long. RefSeq names its product ubiquitination factor E4A (gene UBE4A). Gene Ontology annotation, molecular function: ubiquitin-ubiquitin ligase activity. Gene Ontology annotation, cellular component: nucleus; cytoplasm; ubiquitin ligase complex. Gene Ontology annotation, biological process: protein polyubiquitination. The record is from RefSeq and is a predicted model, not a curated record. NCBI's taxonomy places the organism in Eukaryota, Metazoa, Chordata, Lepidosauria, Squamata, Sphaerodactylidae. The transcript is spliced from 19 exons. The coding region runs from base 1 to 3366 and encodes 1121 amino acids.
AUGACCGACCAGGAGAACAACAACAGCGGCGGCGGCAUGUCCGGCAACCCCUUCGCCGCCCUCUUCAGCUCCGUGGCCGACGCCAAGCAGUUCGCCGCCACCCAGAAGCAGCCGCCGCAGCCGACGCCGUUGAGGCCGCCCGCGGGUGAGAGGCCGGCGCGCCCCGGGGAAGGGAAGGAGGGCACGGAGCGGGCGGGCCGAGCGAGCCUGGCGCCGCGGGCCCUGGGUGGGCUAGACUUCUCGUUGACCAACUGUCCUCCUGCAGUGGAAGAAACCUCCGCCAGCCAGGAUGAGUCCGACAACAGCGUGUCUGAAAGUCUGGACGACUGUGACUAUUCGGUGGCUGAGAUCAGCCGCUCCUUCCGCUCGCAGCAGGAGCUCUGUGAGCAGCUGAACAUCAACCACAUGAUCCAGAGGAUCUUCCUGAUCACUCUUGACAACAGUGAUCCUAGUCUGAAAAGCGGCAAUGGGAUUCCCUCGCGCUGUGUAUACCUGGAGGACAUGGCAGAGGAGCUGGAGGACCAGGACUGGCUGGACAUGGAGAAUGUAGAGCAGGCACUCUUCACUCGUCUGCUGCUCCCAGAACCAGGGAAUCACUUGAUUUACAUGACUGCCACCACCACACCGAACCUCUCCGCGGAAAGAGAGGCAGGGGAGAAGCACAUUCUGCAGUAUCUCUUUGCUUGCUUCCAGAGAGCAAAAGAGGAGAUCACCAAAGUGCCAGAGAACCUUUUGCCCUUCGCAAUGCGCUGUCGUAAUCUGACAGUGUCCAAUACCCGCACAGUCCUCCUCACACCAGAGAUUUACAUCAACCAGAACGUCUAUGAGCAGCUGGUGGACUUGAUGCUGGAGGCAUUGAGAGGAGCUCACUUUGAAGAGGUAACUGAGUUCCUGGAAGAGGUCAUAGAAGUCAUUACCAUGGAUGAGGAAGUGCGGACAUUUGGGGAGGUCAUGGUGCCUGUCUUUGACAUCCUUUUGGGACGGAUCAGAGAACUGCACCUUUGCCAGAUCCUCUUGUAUUCCUACCUGGACGUGCUCCUUUACUUCACCAGACAAAAGGAUAUCGCCCAGGUCUUUGUAGAAUACAUACAGCCAAAGGACCUAACCAAUGGGCAGCUGUACCAGAAGACUUUGCUGGGGACCAUCUUGAAUAUUUCAUGCUUGCUGAAGACUCCUGGUGUUGUUGAGAACCAUGGCUACUUCCUGUCCCCAUCUCGGUCCAGUCCUCAGGAGAUCAAAGUGCAGGAAUCCAACAUACAUCAGUUCAUGUCCCAGUUCCAUGAGAAGAUCUACCAGAUGCUGAAGAACCUGCUGCAGCUGUCCCCACAGACCAAGCACCGGAUCCUGUCCUGGCUUGGGAACUGCCUGCAUGCCAACGCAGGCCGCACCAAGAUCUGGGCCAACCAGAUGCCAGAGAUCUUCUUCCAGAUGUAUGCCUCAGAUGCCUUCUUCCUGAACUUGGGGGCUGCCCUCCUCAGGCUGUGCCAACCCUUCUGUAAGCCCAGGUCUCCCCGGCUCCUCACCUUUGACCCCACCUACUGUGCUCUGAAAGAGCUAAAUGAGGAGGAGCAGCGGAGCAAGAAUGUGCAUCUGAUAGGUCUGGAAAAGGAGACCUGCUUGAUCCCAGCUGUGACAGACCAGGAGCCCGAGUUUGCUCCCAGCUACAACCUGGUGACGGAGAACUUGGUGCUGACCCAGGACACACUCCACCUGGGCUUUCACAGGUUGCAUGACCAGCUGAUCAAAAUCAACCAGAGCCUCCAUCGGCUGCAGGUGGCCUGGCGAGAGGCUCAGCAGAGCUCCAGCCCCACGGCGGACGGCCUUCGGGAGCAGUUUGAGCGCCUCAUGACCAUCUAUCUCUCCACCAAAACUGCCAUGACUGAGCCACAGAUGCUACAGAACUGCCUCAACCUGCAGGUGUCCAUGUCACUUCUCCUGGUCCAGCUGGCCAUCGGAAACCAAGGCACCGAGUUUGCAGACCUGACAUUCCCGCUGCCAGAAGUGAAGGAGAGUGCACUGGCCUAUGUCCCAGAGUUCUUUGCUGAUAACUUGGGUGACUUCUUCAUUUUUCUGCGCCGCUUUGCUGAUGACCUCCUGGAGACGUCGGGUGACUCCUUGGAGCGUGUCCUGGACUUUGUGACUGUUUUUACUGGGGAUGUGGGCAGGAUGAAGAACCCACAUCUGCGUGCCAAGCUAGCAGAGGUUCUGGAGGCCGUCAUGCCCCACUUAGAUCCGGUGCAGAACUCCCUUGUCUCCAGCGUCUUCCAUCGUAAGAGGAUCUUCUGCUCCUACCAGCACGCUGCCCACUUGGCUGAGGCGCUCAUCAAGGUCUUUGUGGACAUUGAAUUCACAGGAGAUCCCCAUCAGUUUGAACAGAAAUUCAACUACCGCAGACCCAUGUAUCCCAUUCUCCGGUAUAUGUGGGGCACAGAUGCUUACCGGGAAAGCAUCAAGGCACUGGCUGACUAUGCACUGGAGAACCUGGAAGCGAUGAUCCCUCCUCUCUUUCUGCGCUUCAUUAACCUGCUCAUGAAUGAUGCCAUUUUCCUACUGGAUGAAGCAAUACAGUAUCUGAGUAAGAUCAAGAUCCAGCAGAUCGAGAAGGACCGGGGCGAGUGGGACCGCCUGUCCCCAGAGGCACGGCGUGAGAAGGAAGCCAGCCUGCAAACGUUUGGGCAGCUGGCUCGCUUCCACAACAUCAUGUCCAAUGAAACCAUCGGCACUCUGGCUUUCCUUACCUCAGAGAUCAAGUCCCUCUUCGUGCACCCCUUCCUCGCAGAGCGUCUGAUCUCCAUGCUCAACGACUUCUUGCAGCACCUGGUGGGCCCCAAAAUGGGGGCCUUAAAGGUCAAAGACUUCAGUGAGUUUGACUUCAAGCCCCAGCAGCUGGUUUCUGACAUCUGCACCAUCUACUUGAAUCUUGGGGAUGAUGAGAACUUUUGUGCCACGGUGCCCAAAGACGGGUGGUCGUAUUCCCCAACCCUCUUUGCUCAGACCGUUCGAGUACUGAAGAAGAUUAACAAGCCCGGUGACAUGAUCGUAGCAUUUAGCAACCUGGCAGAACGGAUCAAGUCCCUUGCAGACCGCCAGCAGCGUGAGGAGGAGACCUACUCGGAUGCCUGCGAUGAGUUCCUGGAUCCCAUCAUGAGCACGCUAAUGACGGACCCUGUGCUGCUGCCCUCUUCCCGGGUCACGGUGGACAGAUCGACCAUUGCCAGGCACCUCCUGAGUGACCAGACUGACCCUUUCAACCGGAGCCCCCUUACCAUGGACCAGGUCAGACCAAACUCUGAGCUGAAGGAACGGAUCCAGCGGUGGCUUGCAGAGAGGAAGACGGCGCAGGAGCAGAUGGGUGACAUUUUGUGA